AUGGUGGGUAUGGGUCAAAAGGAUUCAUACGUCGGUGACGAGGCUCAGUCCAAACGAGGUAUUCUUACUCUCCGCUAUCCUAUCGAGCACGGAAUCGUGACGAACUGGGAUGAUAUGGAGAAGAUCUGGCAUCACACCUUCUAUAAUGAGCUCAGAAUUGCCCCGGAAGAGCAUCCAGUUCUGCUCACUGAAGCUCCAUUGAACCCAAAAAGCAACAGGGAAAAGAUGACACAGAUCAUGUUUGAAACGUUCAACACUCCAGCGAUGUAUGUGAACAUUCAAGCCGUACUGUCCUUGUACGCUUCUGGACGUACCACUGGAAUCGAUCUCUACGCCAACACCGUUCUCUCCGGUGGCACAUCAAUGUUCCCAGGAAUCGCUGACAGGAUGCAAAAGGAAAUCCAACACUUGGCACCGAGUACGAUGAAGAUCAAGAUCAUCGCACCGCCAGAGAGGAAGUACUCUGUCUGGAUCGGAGGAUCCAUCCUCGCCUCUCUUUCCACAUUCCAACAACUCUGGAUCUCCAAACAAGAAUACGACGAAUCUGGCCCAUCGAUCGUCCAUCGUAAAUGCUUCUAA
This is a messenger RNA of Haemonchus placei, 579 nucleotides long. Lineage: Eukaryota; Metazoa; Nematoda; Chromadorea; Rhabditida; Trichostrongylidae. The record is from the annotation of a GenBank genome assembly.